UUGGAUUUUUUAUCGUGUGGGGGUUGGCACCCCUUACACCAGGUUGUUCAUGGGUCAGCUGUACCCAAUAGAAUUUUCGGUCUAGAGGAGAAAACUGAUAUCCAAAUGGUUACAUCACCCUAAAUCACAUAGCUAAUAGUUUCUCAUGCUCCUCUGAUCCCUCCUGCACUGGUCGUCUUUGCACUGCCUGCCCGUCGUACUGUGGCCUUCAGCUCUGAAUACUUAAAGGAACUCAGCAGCAUAACUAAGUUCAUUUCAACUGCUUAAUGAACACCUGAUAGGUGAAAGAGCUCAUGCUAAGUUCCGAGGAAACAAAAAUUCUUGAAACUCCAGUCGAAGAAAACAGACAUUUAAACAGAUAAUUAUGCUAAUUAUUACAACUGAGAGCAGUUGAUGAUCGCGUUACUAUGAGUCUGCUACACUGUGAAAACAGCUGCGGAUCCAGCCAGUCCGAGAGCGACUGCUGCGCCGCCAUGGCCGCCAGCGCCUGUGGGACCGCAGCAAAAGACGACAGUGUGAGCGGGGCGGCCAGCACGGUGACUCUCUCCAGCUCCUUUAUGGAAGAGAUCCAGGGGUACGACGUGGAAUUUGACCCACCCCUGGAAAGCAAGUACGAGUGCCCUAUUUGCUUGAUGGCUUUGCGGGAAGCAGUGCAGACACCUUGCGGCCACAGGUUCUGCAAAGCCUGCAUCAUCAAAUCAAUAAGGGAUGCAGGUCACAAAUGUCCAGUUGACAAUGAAAUACUUCUGGAAAAUCAGCUAUUUCCUGACAAUUUUGCAAAACGAGAGAUUCUUUCUCUGAUGGUGAAAUGUCCAAAUGAAGGUUGUUUGCACAAGAUGGAACUGAGGCAUCUUGAGGAGCAUCAAGCACACUGUGAGUUUGCUCUUAUGAGUUGUCCACAAUGCCAGCGUCCCUUCCAGAAAUGCCACCUUAAUUUCCAUAUUCUCAAGGAGUGUCCAAGGAGACAGGUUCCUUGUGAAAACUGUGCUGUAUUAAUGGCAUUUGAAGAUAAAGCGAUUCAUGAGCAGAACUGUCCUUUGGCAAAUGUCAUCUGUGAAUACUGCAAUACCAUGCUCAUCAGAGAACAGAUGCCCAAUCACUAUGAUCUAGACUGUCCUACAGCCCCAGUUCCGUGCACAUUCAGUGCUUUUGGUUGCCAUGAAAAGAUGCAGAGGAAUCACUUGGCACGCCACCUGCAAGAGAACACCCAGUCGCAUAUGAGAAUGAUGGCCCAGGCUGUUCAGACUUUAAGCCUCGCAGUGGCUCCCGCACCUCAGUGCACCAUGCCUCCGUAUGACUCUGUCCCUCCCACCCGGCCUUCCUCUGGGCGUCACUCAGAAGUCCACAAUUUCCAAGAAACCAUUCAACAGUUAGAGGGUCGCCUUGUAAGACAAGACCAUCAAAUCCGGGAACUGACUGCGAAAAUGGAAACCCAGAGCAUGUAUGUAAGUGAGCUCAAGCGAACUAUUCGAACCCUUGAGGACAAAGUUGCUGAAAUAGAAGCACAGCAGUGCAAUGGGAUUUACAUCUGGAAGAUUGGCAACUUUGGGAUGCACUUGAAAUCGCAAGAAGAGGAGAAGCCCGUUGUCAUUCACAGCCCCGGAUUCUAUACUGGCAAACCCGGCUACAAACUCUGCAUGCGCCUGCACCUGCAGCUGCCAAGCGCACAGCGCUGUGCCAACUACAUAUCUCUCUUUGUCCACACGAUGCAAGGGGAGUACGACAGCCACCUGCCUUGGCCCUUCCAGGGAACGAUCCGCCUUACAAUCCUUGAUCAGUCUGAAGCAGCUGUGAGGCAAAACCAUGAAGAAAUAAUGGACGCCAAACCAGAGCUCCUGGCCUUUCAGAGACCCACCAUCCCCCGGAACCCCAAGGGUUUUGGCUACGUGACUUUUAUGCAUCUGGAAGCCCUCAGACAAAGAACCUUCAUCAAGGAUGACACGUUAUUAGUACGCUGUGAGGUCUCCACCCGCUUCGACAUGGGCAGUCUUCGGAGGGAGGGUUUUCAGCCACGGAGUACUGACUCAGGGAUAUAGCAUCCCCUGAUUUGUUCAAGAAACAACAGAAAAGACAUCUGGAGCAAACUUACCCUGUUCUCAAUAAUAAUGUACAAACAAAAAAAACAAUGGGAAAGAUAUAAUAUGAGUGAAUUUUAUUUGACUUCCUAUAGAUUUCAGGGGAUUUGAGCCAAAAUCCUUGGAAGCUUAAGUUCUCAUUCACCCUGGUUUUUCCUCCAGGGUGUUAUUAAGGAUGUUCAAGGACUAUUUUAAACCCUAAAUAUAACCGUACUUAUUAAAUGCGACUGUGUUGUCCAUCAAAUAAUUCUCCUUUAAGUUGUUUCAUUCUACCUUGCUUAUUAUUUCCUUUAGGCUACAAUGUAGCAUUUCUCCAGAGUUAGAACCAUGUGAAAACCAGCUGCUAGGUGUUAGGCUAUACAUCCUUUUUUGUCUGUUCCAGACAGAGUGAAUUACACAGCCCUUCCAUGGUUCUUUGUUACCUAGUGGAGAAGGCGAUGGCACCCUACUCCAGUACUCUUGCCUGGAAAAUCCCAUGGACGGAGGAGCCUGGUGGGCUGCAGUCCAUGGGGUCAUGAAGAGUCGGACACGACUGAGCGACUUCCCUUUCACUUUUCACUUUCAUGCAUUGGAGAAGGAAGUGGCAGCCCACUCCAGUGUUCUUGCCUGGAGAAUCCCAGGGACAGGGGAGCCUGGUGGGCUGCCAUCUACGGGGUUGCACAGAGUCGGACAGGACUGAAGCGACUUAGCAGCAGCAGCAGCAGCAAGGUCUAGAACAAGGAGAUGCACACACAUAAUCACCAACAUAGAAAGUUUAAAUGUCUUGCCUAGUCAGCCAGUAUGGCAGCUCAUUGGUGGUGAGAAAAGCUAUUUGAACCCAGAAAUUUUCAGCUCUUUUGAACGCUGCUGUUCCUGUGAUUGUCCAAAAAUAAGUACCUGUCAAGGUACAUGUAAAACAAUAAAGUUGUUCUUGCUGCAUAGGUAAAAGAAAGCCUGAAGGAAAGCUACUACUUUUUGAUGACAUUUUCUUCUUUGUGCAGCUUACCUGUUUUACAUUUUUUUCUACAAUAAACUGUUCUUUUCUCAGAGAAAAAAAAGUUGCAUGUUGCCACAAAACAUUCAACCGUAACAAAAGAAAUAAUAUUUAAAAGCUUC
Molecule: messenger RNA, 3170 nt
Organism: Budorcas taxicolor (takin)
Lineage: Eukaryota; Metazoa; Chordata; Mammalia; Artiodactyla; Bovidae
Gene: TRAF6
Product: TNF receptor associated factor 6
Exons: 7
Coding region: 408-2036 (542 amino acids)
Biological process (GO): tumor necrosis factor-mediated signaling pathway; protein K63-linked ubiquitination; positive regulation of JNK cascade
Cellular component (GO): plasma membrane signaling receptor complex
Molecular function (GO): tumor necrosis factor receptor binding; ubiquitin protein ligase activity; zinc ion binding
Source: RefSeq, a predicted model, not a curated record